AUAUAUAUAUAAUAUGCACUUAUUACCCAAACGAAACAGAACUUGCAGUCGAGAGAGAAAGAGAAAGGGAGAGAGAGAGCUACAGAGAUCUGGAAGGAGAAAAGAGAGGGGGAGUGAUGAUGGAUGCCAUGCAGAAGACUGCUAUCAAAGUUCUAAUGCUUCCAUGGUUGGCUCAUGGCCAUAUAUCUCCAUUCCUAGAGCUAGCCAAGAAGCUUAUUCACAGUAGUCAAAGAAACUUUCAUGUAUAUUUGUGUUCUUCUCCGGUAAAUCUUGAUUCAAUCAGAUUAAAAUUUUCGUGUGAUCCAAAGUUGUCCAAUUCUAUAGAACUAGUAGAGCUUCAUCUUCCAUCAACUCCUGAGCUUCCUCCUCACCACCACACAACCAAAGGCCUCCCACCACAUCUCAUGCCUAAUCUCAUGAAAGCCUUUGAAAUGACAAGGUCUGACUUCACCAAUAUACUUGAAACCCAAAAACCAGAUUUGAUUAUUCAUGAUUUUCUCCCUCCAUGGGUACAUGAUGUAGCUUCUUCAAUGAAUAUUCCAAAUAUUGCCUUCAUUACUAGUGGAGCUUCUAUAAUGAAUUUUUCCUUUCAUUUUACCAACAACAAAAUCGAUGAGUUUCCAUUUCCAGAAAUCUGUCCAGAUUCUUUGAUAAAGAAGUUUAACCAAUUGCGCGAAACUUCUUUGAAAGACGAUGUGGGUGGUAAGCCUCUCCAUUUCUAUGAAACAUCCUGUAAAAUCAUUCUGAUAAAGUCUUUUAGAGAACUUGAAGGGAAAUAUAUUGAUUAUCUCUCUACUUCUUUUGGCAAGAAGGUUGUCCCGGUUGGUCCUCUAGUUCCAGACCCAGUCGACGACAAUGAAGGGAUGGACAUCAUCAAUUGGCUUGACAAGAAAGAAAAAUCAUCAACAAUUUUGGUGUCCUUUGGAAGUGAAUGCUAUUUGUCAAAGCAAGAUAUGAAGGAGAUAGCUCAUGGUCUAGAGCUUAGCAAGGUGAAUUUCAUAUGGGUUAUUAGGUUUCCAGAAGGAGAGGAAGAGAAGCUUGAAGAUGCGCUUCCAGAAGGUUAUUUAGAAAGGGUAAGAGAAAGAGGAAUGGUCGUUGAAAAUUGGGCACCACAAGUUAAGAUUCUUAACCAUGCAAAUACUGGUGGGUUUGUGAGCCAUUGUGGAUGGGGUUCAUUAAUGGAAAGCAUAAAAUUUGGAGUCCCAAUAAUAGCAAUGCCUAUGCAAUUUGAUCAGCCAAUGAAUGCUAGACUAGCAGAGGUUUCUGGGAUUGGUCUGGAGAUUAAGAUGGACAAUGAUAACGGAAGGAUUGAAAGGGAAGCUAUGGCAAAAGUGAUCAAACAAGUUGUGAUUGAAGAAACUGGGGAGGUUAUUAGGAAGAAAGCAAGAGAAAUGAGUGAUUGCAUAAAAAUCAAAGGUGAGGAAGAGAUUGAUGGGGCUGUUCAAGAACUUUUGAAGCUUUCUGAGAUGUAAUUUAAUGGAUUCUGGCGCAUAUUUAUCAAAUAAGGUCUGCAAGCCUACAGAGACAGAUUUUUUUCCUUUUUUUUUUAUGGAUAUAAUUAAUUGUAAGCCCCAAGUGUUUGAUUUUCAGAACUCAAAAUUGAAUGUAAUAAUAUUUCUGUUAGUCAAUUACAGGUUUUUUUUAUUUAUUUUUUUUAAUAUAAUUUUUGCACAAUAGGUGUCAUUAUUAUUGAUAAGAUAAAUCUAUUGGU
Ziziphus jujuba (common jujube) is the source of this 1711-nucleotide messenger RNA. Its product is annotated as UDP-glucosyltransferase 29-like. The transcript has a single exon. Gene Ontology annotation, molecular function: UDP-glycosyltransferase activity. The coding region runs from base 117 to 1472 and encodes 451 amino acids. The record is from RefSeq and is a predicted model, not a curated record. NCBI's taxonomy places the organism in Eukaryota, Viridiplantae, Streptophyta, Magnoliopsida, Rosales, Rhamnaceae.